Molecule: messenger RNA, 1429 nt
Organism: Xiphophorus hellerii (green swordtail)
Lineage: Eukaryota; Metazoa; Chordata; Actinopteri; Cyprinodontiformes; Poeciliidae
Product: zinc finger protein OZF-like
Exons: 2
Coding region: 113-1066 (317 amino acids)
Biological process (GO): regulation of transcription by RNA polymerase II
Cellular component (GO): nucleus
Molecular function (GO): DNA-binding transcription factor activity, RNA polymerase II-specific
Source: RefSeq, a predicted model, not a curated record
UUCUCGAAACGAUAUCUUGCUGAGGCACAGAAGAAUUCACAGAUAUGAGCGGCCUUUUUCUUGUGGGACUUGUGGAAAGAGUUACAGUAACAGAGGGACUUUAACUCAUCACAUGAGAAUUCACACAGGUGAGAAGCCUUUCUCCUGUGGGUCUUGUGGAAGAAGUUUCUCCCUAAAAACUAAUUUAAAUGUUCACAUGAGAAUUCACACAGGUGAGAAGCCUUUCUCAUGUAGGACCUGUGGAAAGAGUUACAGUGAAAGAGGGCCUUUAACUCGGCACAUUAGAAUUCACACAAGUGAGAAGCCCUUCUCAUGUGAGACCUGUGGAAAGAGUUUCUCUCGAAAGGACGCUCUAAAUGUCCACAUGAUAACUCACACAGAUGAGAAGCCUUUCUCUUGUGGGUCUUGUGGAAGAAGUUUCUCUCAAAAAACUUAUUUAAAUGCUCACAUGAGAAUUCACACAGGUGAGAAGCCUUUCUCUUGUGGGAUCUGUGGAAAAAGUUACAGUAAAAAAUGGACUUUAACUCAUCACAUGAGAAUUCACACAGGUGAGAAGCCUUUCUCUUGUGGGAUCUGUGGAAAAAGUUACAGUAAAAAAUGGACUUUAACUCAUCACAUGAGAAUUCACACAGGUGAGAAGCCUUUCUUCUGUGGAUCCUGUGGAAAGAGUUUCUCUCGAAAGGACUUUCUAAAUGUCCACAUGAUAACUCACACAGAUGAGAAGCCUUUCUCUUGUGGGACUUGUGGAAGAAGUUUCUCUCAAAAAACUCAUUUAAAUGUUCACAUGAGAAUUCACACAGGUGGGAAGCCUUUCUCUUGUGGGUCUUGUGGAAGAAGUUUCUCUCAAAAAGGUUCUUUAAAUGUUCACAUGAGAAUUCACACGGGUGAGAGGCCUUUCUCUUGUGGGACUUGUGGAAAACGUUUCUCUCAAAAAGGUGAUUUAAAUGUUCACAUGAGAAUUCACACGGGUGAGAAGCCUUUCUCAUGUGGGAGCUGUGGAAAAAGUUACAGUAACAGAAGUUAUUUAUCUCGUCACAUGAAGACUCACUCUGAUGAGAAGCCAUAGGUCCAAAACAGAUCCGAUCCUAUUUGGCAUCUAAUCUUAUGGAAAAUCUGGUCAGAUGAUGUAAACAGCAAGUUGAACAUAUUAAAGUCAACAGAUUCUUCCAGGCUGCUAGUGAUUCACUGUGAUUGUGUCUUUCACUGUCUGACCAACAUAAACCUGAGGUCUUCUUUUGCCUAGCAGCUUGUUUUCCUUAAUCCAGUUUUUUGUUUUAAUUCUCAGUCGUAUUUGUACUUAAGAUCCCCAUCAGUAUCCCAUUAGAUACUGAAGUUAAAGAGGGGAACACAUUCAGACAGGAUUAAUUUCUGUGCAUUUCAGUUUUCAUGGAGUUCUGUACCAUGUAGAAUAAUUGAGUUUAGUUUUUAU